CAGGCAUAAGGGCUGUAGUGUGAGGAUUGGGAGGAACUCGACCUACUCCGCUAACCCAGUGGCCUGAGCCAAUCACAAAGAGGAUUGGAGCUUCACUCCGAGCGCUCCUUCCCUUCUCCUCCCUCUGUGACAGCCUCUUGGAAAGAGGGACACUGGAGGGGUGUGUUUGCAAUUUAAAUCAUUGGAUUUUUGCCCACUCUCUUUCCAAAUAAGAAGGCAGGAGCUGCUUGCUGAUGUGUAAAGGGUCUUCUGAGCUGCAGUGGCAAUUAGACCAGAAGAUCCUCGCUCCUGUCUCUAAAGAGGGGAAAGGGCAAGGAUGGUGGAGGCUUUCUGUGCUACCUGGAAGCUGACCGACAGUCAGAACUUUGAUGAGUACAUGAAGGCUCUAGGCGUGGGCUUUGCCACUAGGCAGGUGGGAAAUGUGACCAAACCAACAGUAAUUAUCAGUCAGGAAGGAGACAAAGUGGUCAUCAGGACUCUCAGCACAUUCAAGAACACGGAGAUUAAUUUCCACCUGGGAGAAGAGUUUGAUGAAACCACUGCAGAUGAUAGAAACUGUAAGUCUGUUGUUAGCCUGGAUGGAGACAAACUUGUUCAUGUACAGAAAUGGGAUGGCAAAGAAACAAAUUUUGUAAGAGAAAUUAAGGAUGGCAAAAUGGUUAUGACCCUUACUUUUGGUGAUGUGGUUGCUGUUCGCCACUAUGAGAAGGCAUAAAAAAGUUCCUGGUCUGGGCUUGGAAGAGCUCUUCAGUUUUUCUCUUUCCUCAAGUCUCCGUGCUAUCCUAUUACAGCACGGCUGAUCAUUAAUUAGAACGUUAUCCUUGGUGUGGAAGUGCAAAAUCAUGAUUUAAAAGCUUGUUACUCCAAGCAACUAGCCCAAUUUUAAUCUGAAAAUUUAUCAUGUUUUAUAAUUUGAAUUAAAGUUUUGUCCCUCCCCUUUUUUUAAUAAACAACUGAAUAUAUUUUAUAAUUUCUUUUGGAAUGUAAAUCAAAUUUGAAUAAAAAUCUUACAUGUGAAA
Messenger RNA from Cercocebus atys (sooty mangabey), 1019 nucleotides. RefSeq names its product fatty acid binding protein 7, brain (gene FABP7). Gene Ontology annotation, molecular function: fatty acid binding. NCBI's taxonomy places the organism in Eukaryota, Metazoa, Chordata, Mammalia, Primates, Cercopithecidae. Gene Ontology annotation, biological process: fatty acid transport. Gene Ontology annotation, cellular component: nucleus; cytosol. The transcript has 4 exons. The record is from RefSeq and is a predicted model, not a curated record. Bases 317 to 715 code for a protein of 132 amino acids.